GAAUGCAAGACUCCCAUGCUACUUUCCACUGCGUAGCUUUCAUUUUUUAUAUUUAGUUAUAUGUUAACUAAUAUUGGUACAUUUAUGGACAAGUACAGUGCUAAGUUGUGCAAAGUUUUAAUCAUUCAGUUAUAAUCGUGUACAGUUUAGUAAACGUAAAAUGUUAUUGAUUGAUAUUUCGUGAUACGAAUCUAAAGCUCAGCGGUAACAUGAAGCUGCCGGGGCCCAGCUGCGUGGUGUGCCUCGCCGCGCUUCUUAGUUACAUAUCAGUCGCACAAACCAUCGACUGCUUCAAAUGCGUCUCCAUGAACGGCAAGUUCGCGGCGUGCGACGACCCGUUCCACAACAACCAUUCUCUCCAGAUGUUGGAGUCGCCGUGUAUGGGGGGGCGGAAGGGCCGCGAUGGAUUAUUUCCGGCUACUUCCUGUAUCAAAAUUGCUGGAGUUUUCGAUGACACGGGCGAGAGCAUCACGGUGCGGGGCUGCGGGCUGGACUCGGGGACAGCGACGACGGACACGGAAAUCAUUCGCAUGUCGCACUGCGGCCGCUUCUACUACAACGACAGAUACGUGCACGGCUGCCUGCAGAGCUGCAACGACGCGGACGCAUGCAACGGCGCGCCUCGCACUCAACACGUCGCACUUACCCCGCCAUUAUUGUGUACUAUCAUCCUUCUCCUUGUACAGAGCUAACAGAGACGGGGCUAAGAGGCCGCAGGUAGCAGUGACGU
Cydia strobilella is the source of this 730-nucleotide messenger RNA. RefSeq lists its product as uncharacterized. The coding region runs from base 210 to 692 and encodes 160 amino acids. Gene Ontology annotation, biological process: regulation of synaptic transmission, cholinergic; positive regulation of voltage-gated potassium channel activity; sleep. The transcript has 5 exons. The record is from RefSeq and is a predicted model, not a curated record. Lineage: Eukaryota; Metazoa; Arthropoda; Insecta; Lepidoptera; Tortricidae.